CUACUGCCCCUGUACCGGAAGCUGAGGUGCGGAGCUGAUCUCUGCCCGGUCCUGACUGACUCGCGGAGCUUGUGUCAGGAGGUUCUGCUUUUAUAUAAGGCUCAGUCGCUCUAGAAGUGAAACUCUCUGGGACCUUCUAGCAGUUAGGCUGGGGCUACACAUGCUGGGUGACACAAACCAUGUGUGACUUGUCUGCAGCUAGCUGGCCUUUAUCUUACUGCUGUGAAGACAUAACCAAGUCGCAGGAGAUCCUCAAUCAAAACUGUCCUAGGUCCAUGUGGGAUUGUGUCCAGCAGUGGGUAAAAUUAGGACAGGAUGCUUCCCCAGGGUAGAAUUCUGCUUGCUCGAGUAUCAGGCUAUUGUAAGCCUCUUUUUAGAGGACGAUUUCUGUUGGUCACUAACACGGUUAGCUGUGGAGCAUUGCUGGCCGUUGGUGAUACUAUCCAGCAGACUCGAGAGCUGAGAAAAAAGCCGGAGAAACAGCGAGACUGGAUGCGGACAGGUCAUAUGUUUGCUAUAGGUUGCUCAAUGGGCCCUAUGAUGCAUUUCUGGUAUUCAUGGCUGGAUAAGGCGCUUCCAGGCCGAGCAAUCAAAAUGGUUUUGCGAAAGGUUCUAAUUGACCAACUGGUGGCCUCCCCCUGUUUUGGAUUGUGGUACUUUUUAGGUAUGGGCUUCAUGGAAGGACAGAGAUUGGAUGACAGCUGGGCUGAGUUUAAAGACAAAUUCUGGGAAUUCUAUAAGGCCGAUUGGACUGUGUGGCCCGCUGCACAAAUGAUCAACUUUUAUUUCCUGUCUCCUAAGUAUCGUGUCAUUUACAUUAAUGUGAUUACAGUAGGCUGGGACACCUACCUCUCAUACCUCAAACACAGGGGUAAAGAGCCUCCAUCAGACAUGGAUGUCGAUGUUAGAAAUAUAUGUGCCUCUGACCAGAUCUCCAGUACAUCCUCACAUUUGCCAAAGACCAUAGAUGAAAAAGUAUGAAAGUGAAUCUCUAUUUUUUAAUUACAUGGUAGCUAAUCACUGUCCCUUUCUUAAAGAAGACCUGUCACUACAAAACGCACUGCAAUCUGCCGGCAGCAUGUUAUAGGGCAGGAGGAGCUGAGCAGAUUGAUGUAUAGUUUUGUGGGAAAAGCUUCAGUAACACUUG
This is a messenger RNA of Bufo bufo (common toad), 1147 nucleotides long. RefSeq names its product mpv17-like protein 2. Bases 316 to 981 code for a protein of 221 amino acids. NCBI's taxonomy places the organism in Eukaryota, Metazoa, Chordata, Amphibia, Anura, Bufonidae. The transcript has 6 exons. Gene Ontology annotation, cellular component: cytoplasm; membrane. The record is from RefSeq and is a predicted model, not a curated record. Gene Ontology annotation, biological process: mitochondrial ribosome assembly.